UGCUGUUGUUGUUUUCUUUGCAAUGAAAAUUAUACCAUUAAAUUUAUCAAAGAAACAAUUUACAUGUUAGUUAUUACAUUCGGACAUCAAAAAUACAUUUUAUGAUGAAUUAGUUUUAGACAUGAAUAACUUUCAGGAAAAGUCAAAUAAAAACGAUGGACCCGGUGAAGAUGACGAUCUAUUUGACGAUUCUUCAAUUAUGGCUCAUUUUGAAAACAAUUCGUUUAAAGACAGAUCUAACUUCUCUAAAAGUGUAAUUAACGACUCCCUGAAUAACAGUCACAAUUCUUGUAAUAUCAGCGCUCUGUGCUGUGAUGAGGAGAUCAGUGGCUACGACCGGCUGACUGGCAAGACAUGGAUUUACCCUACAAACUACCCUGUCAGGGACUAUCAGUUCAACAUUAUCAGAGCUGCUCUAAUGAAAAACACUUUAGUGAGCCUACCUACUGGAUUGGGUAAAACAUUUAUAGCAGCGGUAAUAAUGUACAACUUCUACCGCUGGUACCCCCUCGGCAAGAUUGUGUUCACCGCCCCGACUAGACCUCUGGUGGCUCAGCAGAUUGAUGCUUGCUACAACAUCAUAGCCAUUCCUCCUAAUGACACCAUAGAAAUGACAGGGCACAUGCCAGUUAACACUCGAAAACUCCACUGGCAGACUAAAAGGGUAUUCUUCGCCACACCCCAAGUCAUAUACAACGACAUCAAAUCCGGGAUCUGUCCGGGCGACAAGAUCCGGUGCUUGGUGGUGGAUGAGGCGCACCGCGCGCGCGGGAACUACGCCUAUUGCCAGAUUGUUUCCACAUUAACUGAGAUGAAGCACAAGACGUAUAGGAUGCUGGCUUUGUCGGCCACGCCGGGGAGUAAAGUUGAUGAUGUUAUCAAUGUAAUAAAGCACCUAAACAUAGCCCAUUUGGAGCUGCGAACAGAGAACUGUAUAGAUGUGGCGCCGUACAGUCACUCGAGGAAAAUCAAUACUGUUGUUAUUCAAUUAGGACCGGAGCUGACGCAGCUAAGGAACCAUUACGUCGAGAUUCUGGAUGGUUACGCGAGAAGACUGAAACAAAUGAACAUUUUACCACACAACGUUGGUAACUUGUCAAAGGGUCGCAUUGUGAUGCUGUAUAAGGAAUAUCAAGGAAAGGAGCGGGGGAGUAGGCACCCACAGCACAACUACAUAAUGAAAGACUUCACACUCCUAAUAGCCUUAUACCACGGCCUAGAGCUACUAGUAAAGCACGGCGCUCGAGUCUUUCUUAACUUCUUCGACGAUCAUCCCGAGAAAUCGUGGCUUCAAGCCGAUGAUCGGCUUACGGCGUUACUUGAACGGUUGCGCGAUGAUUUAGGAGUGAACCCUAUGGCACUCGACACUAGUAUUCUUCCGGAUGGGUCAAUACCAGAUGUACCCAAAGACCUGCACUUCGGCCACCCAAAAUUCGACAGACUGAAGGAGAUUAUGCUGGAACAUUUUCAAGCCGCGAAACGCAACGGACAGGAUACGAAAGCGAUAGUAUUCUGCGAAUACCGCGAGAGCGUGAACUUAGUCCAUUGCCUGUUGUUGCAAUGCCGGCCGCUGAUUGUACCACAGAUGUUCGUCGGCCAAGGCGCCUCUGGUAAGGACAACAAACCAAUGGUAUCACAAAAGCAGCAGCUGCGUGUGAUGCGACAGUUCCGAGAGGGCGCGUGCAACGCUUUAGUGGCGACUUGCGUCUGCGAAGAAGGACUGGAUGUCGGCUCGGUCGACCUCAUCUUAUGCUUUGAUAUUUCUACAGCUUCGCCAGUGCGUCUCGUGCAGAGGUGUGGCCGUACUGGACGAGAGCGCGGAGGCAAAGUCUUCAUUUUGGUGACUGAAGGCAGGGAACACCAGACACUAAUGGACUGUAUGCGUCGCCGAGACGGCCUCAACGCCAAAAUCCUGCAGUCGAAGGAUGUGGCCAUCAACCUAUACAAAGCCAACCCUCGCAUGAUGCCUCACGAUCUGACGCCGGUGUGCCAAAAGAUGUUCAUCACCGUACAGAAAAAUGAGACUAAGGAUACGACGAAAGCACAGGCAGAUAAGGCAAAAAAGAACCAAAAAGACUUGCGUAGCAUGCUUACUGCCAGUACGAGUACUUCCACAUCUGCCAAUACUGUCGAAGGAGCCGGUUUCAUCACGGAGAGCGAAUUUCAAGAGAUCUUUCCCGACGGGUAUCAAGAGACGGAUUAUUUGCCUAAACCUAAGGAGGUCUGGGCAAUGGAUAAAGAAACGUUCAAAGAUGCAGCACGCGACGAAGGCAAAUUGAAUUUGUCAACUUGGCUGGAAUGGCAAAGGAACCCACAGAACACAGUGAAAGUCGAGCACUCGACCGACAACCAGGUUUUGACGUCCCUGCUGCAGUACAGUGACGCGAAGAGAUUUGAAUUGCCGCCUUCUACACAGAAUCCCACAUUUAGCACACAGAAUUUGGCAACACAAAAUUUCUCUGUACCCACCCCAGAAAAACCUAAACCGCCUAAAAAAACUAAAAAAGCUCCAGUGAUCAAGUCUCCAGUAAAGAGAUGCGGCGGUGACAUUAGAGCUCUUUUCAGCACAGCCACCAAAUCUACCAAAAAUUACACUAAAUUAAUAAAUGAUCUGGGCAUUCAAAAUGACGGAAGUAUUCCAACUAGCUUGAUCAACUUACUGGUGGACCUAAGGUUAGAUAAUGAAGUAGUACGGAACUGCUUAAUAUGUCAGAACAUAUGUGAUUGUACCUUCAUUGAAAAUAUAAGGAAACACAGGAAAAAACUUACAAAACCCCUCUUUUUAACCAACCUGAUAUUGCCAGAUAUCAAUUUGAUUGAUGACUUGGAUGCAGAGUCGCUUAUGACGCGAGAGAAAACUAUUAAUAAUAGUCAAGACUUAUUUGAAGACUACAAAGACAGCACAUAUAUGGAAGUAAAGAACAAUUGUAGUAAUUUUGAUUUAGAAUUCGAUUUCGGCUCGCCCGAAGAAAUUGUUACCUCAGAUGACAAAGUUGCUGAAUCCGUUGAAAAUACUGACAAAAAUUUUGAUCUGGGUGAUAUUGAGGAAAUAUUUGCUGACAGUAGUCCCGAAGAAGCCAUUAUUAAAGAAACAGAAGCUAAAAAUGACAGUGAUCCGAAAGAAGCUUUGGGUUUCUUUGGAUUAGACAGUAUUGAAGACAUUUUUGGUGAAUCUGAUGAAAGCAGAUUAGAAGCAUCGCAUGCAAAAGAAAAUAAAUCGGAAAUCAAUGAAAACAAUAAUCACGUUAUAGAUCAAGUUGAAAAGUUCAAAGUGCAAGUAACUGAAUCGGAAAUCGUGUGUCCAGUUAGUCCGUCAAUUUUAUCAGGGCAAAUGAAAACUUCGAAAAAACCUGAAACAUCACCCACGUCGCCAAUACUUUGCACUCAGGUUCGAAAAUUUCAACUGAGUACGAAAAGAAAUCAGCCAAAGAGUUCCACUCCAUUAGGAAAUGCUAAGAGACAGUUGAUACCGCCUAAUACAAGUUCUAGUAGCAACAUUGAUCCUAUGAUAUCCAAUAAAUCAGAUUUAAAUGUAAAUAGUAAAUCAGGGAUAGAUACAACAAAUAAGAGCAUGUUUACGAUAACGCAGCUGGUCGAAAUGAUCAAUAAUAAAACCGAUCGUUCAAUAACUCAAACUAAUAUUUCCAAAACUUUAGAAGAACCUAAAGUAAUAGACGAGGAUGAUAGAAGUACGUCACCUGUUCUCUUAACACAAGCUGCCAGAAAGAGAACUACACACAGUUUAAAUAAUUCAAUUAAAAGUAAUAAUUCUGUUAUACUAGAUAAAAAGGCGGAAAGCCUGAUUGUUCUUGAUAGUGAUAGUAGCAGUGAUUCAAAUGAAGCCACUCAAAUGUAUGAUAUCGAAGACUUAAAAAAUGACACUGAAAUCAACGAAUCAAAGGUUAAAGAACCUUUUAGAAGUCCUUUAAGUAACAAACGAAAGUUAUCUGAAGAUGAUGACGUGACUUUAAAUGCUUCACCAUAUUUUAAUAAACGGCAAAAAAUAGAGAAUCAUGAAAGACCGCUUACACUGCAAGAAAAAGUGCUUUCUGCUCUCAAUCGAUCCCAAAAACCAGACAAUCAUGACAGUACUGUGAACUUUAUGUUUUCUCAAAAAGAAAACGAGAAUCCGCAAGAAAAUAUUAUAAGCCCUAAAGAUGAAGAUGAUAAAGAAAAGUAUGUAAAUAGAGUGAAUUUAGAAAUGCUUCAAGCUUUCAGACGGGAUAGUCAAGUAAAGAAUCCUAAGCGGUUAUUCGAAGAUAGUCCGAUCAGGAAAGUGUAUUUGCAGAGGAGGAGACCAUUGAGUGAUAGUGACGAUGAUUUUGUCAAUGACGACAGGAGAAGUCAGAGGCCGGUGGCUAGCAGGGACAGUCACAAGUCAACUACAAAUCAUAAAGUGAGAAAAAAGAAAGCAGGAAAUUCGUUCUUAGAGAUAGAGGCGGAGGAAUCAGAUGACGCGUCGGGCAGCGACGACGAGCAUUCAGACGACAGUGUUGGCAGCAUCGUCGACUUCAUCUGCGACGAGCCCGUGUCGCACUCGGACAUACAGGCGCACUACAUGAGAGCUGUCACGGGUACUGUGAAUGGUGCAUUCAAAAUUCCUGAACUACCCACAAGGUUUAAACGGGAGGAGAUAUUCUCGCAAUUUGUCGAAGAGGACUCUUAUGAAAUGGAUAGCUUCUGUGUAGAUUCCCACAUCGGAUUAACCCAAGUCCACGACGUGUCCGAGUUAGAAUUAGCCGAAAUAAUUCUCGAAGAGAGAAAAACUAAGAAGAAAUCCAAACCACCCCAGCGCCAAGUCGAUACAACCACCAAUGGCGAUAGUCCUCUAGUUAUACGCAAAAAGAAAAGUGCCAUAAGGCAGAUACAGAGUGACUCUGAUGAUAGUAGUUAGGAGUAAAAGAUAAGUUCAGCUGGACUGAACCGUUUUUAACUGUGAUAUAGCUUAAUACUUCAGUGUAGACAUACUCUAAUAAUGUGUAUUGAUUUUGAAAUGUAUAGAUACUAGAGAUCCGUUUAUUAGACCUGUCGAUUGUGAUUUUAUUUCGUUUCGUCAUGUUUUUGAAUUUGUAUUCAGAACAAAACAAAUUCAACCCUAUUUUCAUAUAGCACUAGUUUUAAAUUCAGCUGUCAAAUGAUAUUUAAAGUGGCAUCAGGAGGGCAAAUGGCCUUAGACCACCGCCU
This is a messenger RNA of Cydia splendana, 5184 nucleotides long. RefSeq lists its product as uncharacterized. NCBI's taxonomy places the organism in Eukaryota, Metazoa, Arthropoda, Insecta, Lepidoptera, Tortricidae. The coding region runs from base 122 to 4894 and encodes 1590 amino acids. Gene Ontology annotation, biological process: interstrand cross-link repair; double-strand break repair via synthesis-dependent strand annealing. The record is from RefSeq and is a predicted model, not a curated record. The transcript has 18 exons. Gene Ontology annotation, molecular function: four-way junction helicase activity; ATP binding; 3'-5' DNA helicase activity.